CAUACACACACACACACACACACAGACACGUAGUAGGCGGAGGCAAGAAGCCACACACACACAUUGGAGGGAACCCCAUCAGCUGUGGGAAGCAACACAGCCUGAACUUAAGUUUUAUUUUUCUAAAUCCAUUCUUCAGAUUAUCUGAUUUUGAAGGUGUAUUUUUUUUUUUAAAUUUAUUUAGAUAUGCGCCACUGAGGAGUACGGCGAGAGGUCUGUGCCUGAAUAAGUACAUCAUUGUUUUUUUAAACGAGGGCAGCGGUGGAGGAAGAAAAAAACACCGAAAACACGGACUACAGAAGGUGGCUUGAAAGCAUGGAAUAUUUCAUGAUGCCGACAGAGAAGAUGCCACCGUCCUUACAGCAGUUCAAGAAGACGGAGAAGGAUGUUAUCGGCGGUCUCUGCAGCCUGGCCAACAUCCCGCUCAGUCCGGAGACGGCCCAGGACCAGGAGCGACGAAUCCGCCGCGAGAUUGCCAACAGCAACGAACGUCGGCGCAUGCAGAGCAUCAAUGCGGGCUUUCAGUCGCUCAAAACACUCCUGCCCCACACGGACGGGGAGAAACUGAGCAAGGCGGCCAUCCUGCAGCAGACGGCAGACUACAUCUUCGCCUUGGAGCAGGAAAAGACACAGCUCCUGGCACAGAACAACCAGCUCAAGCGCUUCAUCCAGGAGUUCAGCGGCUCAUCACCUAAGAGGAGGCGAGCAGAGGAGAAGGACGAAGGGAUUGGAUCUCCGGACACGCUGGAAGAGGAGAAAGUGGAGGAGCUGAGGAGGGAGAUGUUAGAGCUGCGACAGCAGCUCGACAAGGAGCGCUCGGCUCGUAUGCAGAUGGAGGAGCAGCAGGUGCGAUCUCUGGACACCCAGCUGCACCCAGAGCGUCUGAAGGUGAUCACCCAGCAGGUGGAGGAGGAGCAGGCGAUCCUCCAGAGCCAGACGCUGUUACGGCUGCAGCAGAUCCACGCCGCCGACAGACAAACACACAGUCCCCAGGUGUUGGCUCCUCCCACUCCACCUGCACCAACCCAUCACCCCACGGUCAUUGUCCCGGCCCCAACACUAACCCAGCAACCCCACCAUCACGUCACCGUGGUGACCAUGAGCCCGUCUGUCCACACCAACACCGUGUCCACGUCCAGACAGAACCUGGACACUAUUGUGCAGGCCAUCCAGCACAUCGAACGCGCUCAGGAGAGGAGAGCGAGCGCCGAGGAGGAGCAGAGGCGAGCGGUCAUCGUCAGCCCCGCCCAUGUCGCCAUGGACACCGCCUGCUCGGACACAGACACCGACACAGAGGGAGAAGACUGCUCAAUGAACUGAUCCACCCCAACCCACACGCACACACACACACCUACACACAUCCAUCAACACUUAAAAUACCUACUCACUGUAAGAUUCCCUCCAGGAGCUUGACUACUUUUUAAAAAGAAAAAAAAAAAUCUUUCUUCGGCAUUAUCCAUACUCUUAAAUCCAGUGGUUUAAGCUCUGUGUCAGUCUUGUACUGUAAAAUCUCUGAAGAUUGAAAACUAGGAUGGUCAGCGUGCAGAGGAGGCCCCCGCGGUGUUUCUAGAGGCUGUUUUUCGAUGUCAGAGCCGGUCUGUGGCUACUUGAAAACUUGAGGGUCUCUUCGUGUAAAAAGCUAUCUGCAUCAGUCCGUCCAUCACAUGUGUGCUACAUACAGUCGCAGUAUCACAGUUACCCAUCGUCACUGGCACGCUGACAGUAUUAUUUGUGCUACAAAUUGAUGGAGUCAGUACAAUGGAGAGUUGAAUGUAACAACACAUAUAAGCAAGCAGCUCUUAAUUCUGAAAGGUGAUAUAGAGUUGCACCUUUUUUCUUUUUUUUUUGCCCAGUCUUAAUUUGUUUUUGUUUGUUUUGUUUUUUUCCUGAUUUGCCAGGUGAUAUUCUAGUGCCAGUGGCCAUGAAAAGCUCAACUUAAAAAAACAACAGAAGGCAUUUUAUAAAUUGAAUAAAGUUCGGGAAAGAUUUACACUUAAUCACAAAGCUAAUUGGAUGAUAGCUGUUGAAUGAAAUUCUGUCUGAUUUACUUGAAGAAAAAAAAAAUGUGUUUUUUGAUAUCGAAAUAAGCCCUUAAAAAUAAGCUGAUGAACAAUUUACAUUGAUCGUCUUUUGUUUUUCAUGUUUUUGUUAAUUUUUUUUUUUUUUUUCCUGUCAGGGUUACUGAAUGUUAAAGGUGAAGAUUUUGUUAUAUUGAGAUUAACAACUUAACAUUGGAGGUUUGUCAGGUUUUCACAGGAAACCGGAGGCCUUGAGAUAAACCGUUGCAAAAGUCUGGUUUUUAAAUUUUGAGCCAACCAAAUUAGACUCAUUCAUUUAUUACCGACUGCUGUGGGUGGUUGUUAGACCUCUAAGGUUUUUUUUUAAAAAUGGAACCACGUGAUGAUUCGUUGAGCAACACAAACAAACGUUUAUUUUCAAUCUGACUUGUAUCAAACGUAGUCCUUUACAUGUGGACUAAUCUAAAGUUUGGCUGAUGUGAAACAGAUUUCCAUGACUCACACGCUCCAAAGGCUUCCGGUUUUCCUCCAAAGACUUCCAGUCUGUCUUCUGUCGUCUUGGUUUGUUGAUUUCAGUGACUAUGCACUAGAGUUUUUUGGUAUUUAUGCAAUUCCAUCUUCAGUACAUUUGUUGGUGUCAUUUCUACAUGAGGUGAAGUUAUCUAUGCACCGUUGACAGGUGUGUACAUUACACCUACAGUAUAUGUAUGAAACAAAGAAUGUAGUCUCUAUUUGUAAGGUGCUCUUUGUCAACCUGGUGCUCUGCUGACCAGCAGUGAGCUGAGGCCCAAACCCUUCGUGUAACUUCACACUUGAUCGCGUGUGAUUUUUUUAUUUUUUUGGUGAAAUGAUGUGCAUCAUUUCCUCAUCUUGGAAUUGCUUAGAGAGCAGGGGAGCAGGGGCGGGGGUGUCUGAUUGCGAAUGACAGCGCAUUUAGUGUUGUCUCAUUGUGAUAUUUGAUCACAAGUCGAAAAAAAAAAACCUUUGAAGGGGAGCAGAGGGGGAACCCA
Molecule: messenger RNA, 3028 nt
Organism: Larimichthys crocea (large yellow croaker)
Lineage: Eukaryota; Metazoa; Chordata; Actinopteri; Sciaenidae
Product: transcription factor AP-4
Exons: 7
Coding region: 316-1320 (334 amino acids)
Biological process (GO): regulation of transcription by RNA polymerase II
Cellular component (GO): nucleus
Molecular function (GO): DNA-binding transcription factor activity, RNA polymerase II-specific; RNA polymerase II cis-regulatory region sequence-specific DNA binding; protein dimerization activity
Source: RefSeq, a predicted model, not a curated record